This is a messenger RNA of Octopus bimaculoides (California two-spot octopus), 1383 nucleotides long. Its product is annotated as di-N-acetylchitobiase. Gene Ontology annotation, molecular function: hydrolase activity, hydrolyzing O-glycosyl compounds; chitin binding. Lineage: Eukaryota; Metazoa; Mollusca; Cephalopoda; Octopoda; Octopodidae. The record is from RefSeq and is a predicted model, not a curated record. Gene Ontology annotation, biological process: oligosaccharide catabolic process.
GGGCGAUAAUCAUUCAUUUACGUAAACAUCAACAACCCGGUUGGUGUGUUUUUGCAUCUCUAGUGAGCAACCCUUGAACCGAGGGCAAAAUACAACGUAGAAAAUAUCUGAUAAUUAUACAAAUUGUUAUUCAUUUAUUUAGUCGUGGUCUGAUGAUGUUUCCGACUAAAUUUAUUUACUUCUGUUUCUUAAUAUGCUGCUUAUUAUGCAGUUUAACAGCAUCACCUUGUCCGUGCCAGGAUUCCUCUUUGUGUAAUGUUGUCAAGAUAACUGGAAAUAAUGAGGUCUUUAUCUUCAGCGUAGAAAAAAGUAAGCAGUCCUGGUUGAAAUAUGACUGGAAUAAGGUAACCUCUAUUGUUACUUUUGGUUAUAUGGAUACCAGGUUGAUGUGCCUGGCUCAUAAACAUAAUGCCAGAGUGAUACAUUUAGUAAAUUACCCAGUUAAGCAGCUUUUGAAUGUUACUCAUAGUAAUCAAUGGAUCAAAGAUCAAAUCAAAGAAGUUCAAAAGUAUCAUUACGAUGGGGUAAAUUUUGACAUUGAAGACCCAUUGGAACUGACCAGAGAAGAUUUGCGAAAUGCUCUUACGCAGCUGGUCAAUCGGACAAGUAUAAUGUUGAAAAGUAUUAACAAGAAUUAUCAAGUGACCUUUGAUGUUCCUUGGAACCCACAUUGUGUUGAUGACAGAUGCUAUGACGUUACAGCUUUAUCUACAGUUACAGAUUUCUUAUUCGUUAUGUCAUAUGACCAGAGAAGCCAGAUAGGGGGGCCAUGUGUUGCUGGUCCGAAUUCUCAUUAUACUCUCGCAAAAAGUGGAAUUCAAGAAUAUUUAAAAAUGCUAAUUCCUUCUCAGAAACUGGUCCUUGGUGUACCAUGGUAUGGAUACCAUUAUCCAUGUGUAGCUUUAUCAGAAAAUAACGUAUGUAAAAUAAAGAUGGUUCCAUUCCGUGGUAUGAACUGUAGCGAUGCUGCUGGAAAACAAUUAAGAUUUUCAGAUAUUGUUGAAAUUUAUUUGAAGAAAUCGCUUACUGGAAGACAGUGGGAUACAGCAUCAAAAACUCCUUAUUUCACGUAUCAGGAAAACCAUAAUUCUAGUUAUCAAGUAUGGUAUGAUGAUGCUGAGAGCCUUGGUUUGAAAUAUAAACUUGUUCAAGAUUUAAACCUUCAUGGCGUUGGAAUGUGGAAUGUUGAUUGUGUUGAUUAUGACAAUAGCACAAUGUCUACAAAACUGCGGAACCUCAUGUGGAAUGCUUUGCCCAGUUAUAACUAAAUAUAAUAGGACUGCACAUUAUUUUAGCUUAUCAAAACUAUAACUGUCAACUUUUCUAUCAAUUUCUUAAAAUUUUUUUUACAUAUUUUAGUGAAUAAAAUACUUGGAAAUUUAA